Meriones unguiculatus (Mongolian gerbil) is the source of this 3515-nucleotide messenger RNA. RefSeq names its product adrenoceptor alpha 1B (gene Adra1b). Lineage: Eukaryota; Metazoa; Chordata; Mammalia; Rodentia; Muridae. Gene Ontology annotation, molecular function: alpha1-adrenergic receptor activity. Gene Ontology annotation, cellular component: membrane. The transcript has 4 exons. The coding region runs from base 406 to 1668 and encodes 420 amino acids. The record is from RefSeq and is a predicted model, not a curated record. Gene Ontology annotation, biological process: positive regulation of cytosolic calcium ion concentration; cell-cell signaling; adenylate cyclase-activating adrenergic receptor signaling pathway.
UUAGCGGGAAGAGAGGAGUAUUUCGGGGAUAGCGGACAUUGUUGGACAUCUCGGGGGACCUAAUUCUGGUUUGGCCUUAGCUUGGUGGCUCAGGAAAUCUAAGGCAUCGUCAAAGAAACAGCGUUCUCUGUUCUCCAACGAUCGCCUUCGAAGCCGAACAAGUUGCACAUCCCUCUGAGCUCACGGCUUGACUCCAGGAGUCCCCAUUAGAGGCGAGCGAGCCGCUGGGUGCAGGCAGGCGACGUGCUGCCGGGCUGGGCUGCCCGGGGGAGAUGACUUCUCGCCAGGAGGACGCCUCUGGAAAGAAGACCACGGAGGGAGCAAAGUUUCGGGGCAGCUGAGGAGCCUUGGUCACAGCCCUUCCGAGCCCAAUCUCCUCCCUGGCUAUGGAGGGCGGACUCUAAAAUGAAUCCCGAUCCGGACACCGGCCACAACACGUCAGCACCUGCCCACUGGGGAGAGUUGAAAGAUGCCAACUUCACUGGCCCCAACCAGACCUCGAGCAACUCCACACUGCCCCAGCUGGACGUCACCAGGGCCAUCUCCGUGGGCCUGGUGCUGGGCGCCUUCAUCCUCUUUGCCAUCGUGGGCAACAUCCUGGUCAUCCUGUCGGUGGCCUGCAACCGGCACCUGCGGACGCCCACCAACUACUUCAUAGUCAACCUGGCUAUUGCUGACCUACUGUUGAGCUUCACUGUCCUGCCCUUCUCCGCUACCCUGGAAGUGCUCGGCUACUGGGUGCUGGGGCGCAUCUUCUGUGACAUCUGGGCAGCGGUGGAUGUCCUGUGUUGCACGGCUUCCAUCCUGAGCCUCUGUGCCAUCUCCAUUGAUCGCUAUAUUGGGGUGCGCUAUUCCCUGCGGUACCCCACGCUGGUCACCCGCAGGAAGGCCAUCUUGGCACUCCUCAGUGUGUGGGUCUUGUCCACAGUCAUAUCCAUCGGGCCUCUCCUUGGCUGGAAGGAACCUGCGCCCAAUGAUGACAGGGAAUGCGGGGUCACUGAAGAACCCUUCUAUGCCCUCUUUUCCUCCCUGGGCUCCUUCUACAUCCCACUCGCGGUCAUUUUGGUCAUGUACUGCCGUGUCUACAUCGUGGCCAAGAGGACCACCAAGAAUCUAGAGGCGGGAGUCAUGAAGGAGAUGUCCAACUCCAAGGAGCUGACCCUGAGGAUCCACUCCAAGAACUUUCAUGAGGACACCCUCAGCAGUACCAAGGCCAAGGGCCACAACCCCAGGAGUUCCAUAGCUGUCAAACUUUUUAAGUUCUCCAGGGAAAAGAAAGCAGCCAAAACCUUGGGCAUUGUAGUCGGAAUGUUCAUCUUAUGUUGGCUCCCCUUCUUCAUCGCUCUCCCGCUUGGAGUUGGAACCUGCCUCCUGCUGAUACAGAGGAACACAUGCGUUUCAAAAGGCCCAUCAUUUGUUAUUAGCUCUAAAGUGCCAGAUCAUAUUUUACACGGAUAUUUUCUUUUCUUCUGUUUUCUCCUUUCUUUCUUUCCUUUCCUUUCUUUUCUUUUCUUUCUUUUUUUUUUUUUCUUUUCUCUCUCUCUCUUUUCUGUUUUGAUUUUGUCUUUUGAGACAGGGCUUCCUGUGGCCCAGGCUGACCUUGAAACUGAAUAUGUAGCUGACAAUGACCUUGAGUUCUUAAUCAAGCCUCCUACUCCCAAGUGCUGAAAUGUUAAAUGUGCACCACCACACCCCAUGUAGAGAGUUUCUUCACCUACUCAAAAAACAAACAAAACAAACAAACAAACAAAAAAGAACUAUGAAAUACUUACUGUCCCAAUUUUAUAGAUGAGAAACUGAGAGGAUUGAUUAACACUUCUAAAGCCCAACAGCCAGUCCCUAACACCAGGCCUGGCCAUUUAAAUCCGGCAUUGCAGUCAUCUCUCAGCCUGCCCACACUGUCUUGAGAGAAAAGAACGCCUUCUACUCACAGAAAUGAACAGCAUAAGGCUACAGGUUAGAAUGAGGAAAACGGUCCUCAGGCCUCUGCCUAGACUUUGCAAGGCCACAGCCAUAGGAGGACGUUUCGUAAGAAAGUUCUACCACAGGGCCUUGGACACACCACACAGAGCGCAGGUGACGGCUUUGAGGAACACUAGCCAUUAGCAUCACUGUGUUCUGUGGAGUCCUUCAGAAGAACAAUCCACUUGUUGUGCAAGUCACUGCCAUCUUCCACAAGGCUGAACACCAGGCAAGGUUACAUGUUUGUCCUCAGCAGAUGGGCUGUGGGUCCUUCCCACCUUUGGUCACAUCGUGUCUGUAGCUGCCAUACUGUUCUCCGUAUGUCCCCGUGCAAAGGAAGGUAUCCUGCCUUGACUUUCUCUUCACUAGCAUGUACUUCCCACGGUCACGCAUAGGCUUCUAAGAUCCAUCACUCUCAUUCCUUCGCCUACUUUGUCAAGACCUGUUUUCCAGACCCCUCAGACUUGGUCACGGAAAGAAGCUCAUAGCCUAAGACAUGACGCUCAUCCCCAUCGCAGGACACUGUGUGUUCACUCACUAUGAGCUGCAUUUCAGGAGGGGCCUUGUGUACAGUGUUCUUAAUCCGAAGCGGUACCUUUAGGUUAAGGGAUGGGUCACAAACCUUUUGAUGUAAUAUUUGUCAGUGCUGCUUCAGAACAUGAAGCAGCACUUUAUCUGAGUUAGCGCCACCAAUCUAGAAUGUAGCCCACUUCCAUGUUUCCUCGUGUUUAAAGAAGAGGAAACGGCUUAGCCCUGCUCCCGGAGCCCAGCCAACCCCACAACAGCUGCCACCACCACUGGUUUGCUAAACUGAGAAGAACUGGAACUCCCCAGACAAUAGGGUGAACCUCAAAUGAUGAAGAAGGUGAAGUGCCCCAGAGAGGAAUGCAAGUACAACCCAAGAUCAAAGAUGAGAAUUUGUUUUGAUGUAUUUUAUUUACUUGUCUGUUUGGGUAGUGAUGCACAGCACGUGAAGGGGAAGCCAGAGCAUUGGUUCUUUCUGUCCUCCAUAGGAAUCCUGAAGAAGAAACUCAGGUUGUCAGACCCGGCGGCAACAGCCUUACCCACUGAACCAUCUCACCAGCCCAAGGACAGGGAUUCUAGAAGCAUGCACACCACUUAGAUACACUCUCCAUUCAACAAGUUAGAUUCAAAGCAGGUCAGACUCACAGCGUGACAGGGCACAUAAGGUAGAACAUGAAAGUCCCUAUGCCCCAGGCUGGACGGCCAGGUUAGCCACACCGUGAGGGUACAAAAUGUUCCGUAAACUGGUCUGAUGCUCUUUGGGUGGAUGACACCUAAAUGAACAUCUGUACAAAGUCCCAAUUUAUUUCUAAUAUCAGAGAUCAGACCUCUACUCUUGCCUGAUGCGUCUAAAACAAAAAGGGGGAACUGUAGAGAGCUGCAGAAUGCUAUGCCUUAAAGAUGGAGCUGGUUUCCGCCUUCCACCUUCCCGAUGGUGAGUGCUCUCUGUCACGAACAACUCCACAUUUGGCUAAGGCCGAGGAUCUGGCUUGCUUCCAUGUAUGUGGACCUAUCUGCAUUGCCCCCGU